This is a messenger RNA of Coffea eugenioides, 2516 nucleotides long. RefSeq names its product conserved oligomeric Golgi complex subunit 6. Gene Ontology annotation, cellular component: COG complex. Gene Ontology annotation, biological process: intra-Golgi vesicle-mediated transport. NCBI's taxonomy places the organism in Eukaryota, Viridiplantae, Streptophyta, Magnoliopsida, Gentianales, Rubiaceae. The transcript has 11 exons. Bases 183 to 2273 code for a protein of 696 amino acids. The record is from RefSeq and is a predicted model, not a curated record.
ACCCCGACAGCACCGGAUCUCCCCGGCUGACUUGACCCGACCCGUUUUGGCGGCUAGAAACUAGAAACAUUUACCGGAGACCACCUGAAGCAAACUGUUUCAUCAUUAGAGAUCUGAGCAAAACAUUUUAUCAGAAACACAAUACAGUUUACAUAGCGGCGACGCCGGAGAAGAGGAGCGCAAUGGGAUCAGUAACGGCAUUGGCACCGGGGCUAUCUCGGAAGCUGAAGAAGGUGUUGGAAACGCGAACCGACGGUGCUGAAUUGCUGUCCUCGCUAAGCACUCUCUCCAAUUUCUACACCGAAAAUACUCCUCAUUCUCGCCGCAAUCUCCGAUCCACAAUUGAGAAGCGCGGCCUCUCCAUCAACCAAGAAUUCCUCCUCGCUUCCCUCACCGCACAACAGGCAUUGGAUCGAGUGGAGGAGGAAGUUAAUGCGUUGGCAGAAUGCUGCGAUAAAAUUGCUAAUGCUUUAAGCAGUUGUAAUGCUACCACCGGUGAUAUUAUCAGUACUACAGAAAGGCUUAAACAGGAUCUGGAAAUCACCACGCAGAGGCAGGAGAUUGUUUCAUGCUUUCUUCGUGAUUAUCAGCUGUCCAAUGAAGAGAUUAAUGCACUAAGGGAGGAAGAUCUGAAUGAAAACUUUUUCAAGGCACUUGCUCACGUUCAAGAAAUCCAUGCCAACUGCAAAGUGCUUUUAAGGACCCAUCACCAGCGUGCAGGUUUGGAGCUUAUGGACAUGAUGGCUGUCUAUCAAGAAGGAGCCUAUGAACGCCUGUGCAGGUGGGUUCAAGCAGAAUGUAGGAGGCUGGGUGACAUAGAUAAUCCUGAAGUCAGUGAACUUCUGAAAACAGCUGUCAGCUGCCUCAAAGAAAGACCCGUCCUGUUCAAGUAUUGUGCAGAAGAGGUAGCAAAUAUGAGGCACAAUGCAUUGUUCAGAAGAUUUAUUAGUGCUCUCACACGUGGAGGACCUGGUGGAUUACCUAGGCCUAUUGAAGUGCAUGCCCAUGAUCCUUUGAGAUAUGUUGGAGACAUGUUAGGAUGGCUGCAUCAGGCCUUGGCAUCUGAAAGAGAACUUGUGCUUGCUUUGCUUGAUCCAGAUGCAGUUGUAGAUACAGGACCAUCUGCUCCCCAAGUGUCCAAAGUUUCUGAGAAUGAUGUUGUAAAGUCAGAAUCAGACUUGACAUUUGUCCUGGAUCGGAUAUUUGAAGGAGUUUGCAGACCAUUUAAAGUGAGAGUUGAACAAGUUUUGCAGUCUCAGCCUAAUCUGAUAGUGUCAUACAAACUCAGUAACACCCUGGAGUUCUACAGCUAUACUAUAUCAGAUUUGCUAGGGAGGGAAACAGCUCUCUGUAAUACACUUUGGGUGCUCAAAGAAGCUGCACAGAAAACAUUUUUUGACAUGCUGAAAACUCGAGGGGAGAAGCUUUUAAGAUAUCCUCUUCCAGUAGCUGUUGAUCUUUCUCCACCAACUGCACUGAGGGAAGGAGUCUCACUGCUAUGUGAAAUAAUUGAAACACAUGACAGCAUGAUGUUUCCUGCAUCAGGAAAGAAACCAGACUUUCACCCAGUCAUAUCUGCUUUGCUAGAUCCUAUUAUCCAGAUGUGUGAGCAAGCUGCUGAGGCACACAAGUCCAAGGGAGCCAUCCAGUUAUCAAGGAGAAGUAGAACAGGUUCUGAUCCUGGCCAGCUGCGAAAAUCAUCUAUAGAUGCUAUUUUGGACAGUGGCCGCUCCAUUUCUGUGUCCCAGACUGCUGAAGCACCUUCAAAGAUUUUUCUCAUCAACUGUUUAUGUGCAAUCCAACAACCAUUGUUAGGACAUGAGGUUGCAUCUGAAUAUGUAAAGAAGAUUGGUGGGAUGAUAGAAAGUCACAUAAAUGGACUUGUGGAAAAGGAAGUCGAUAACAUUUUAAAACGGUGUGGUUUAUUAAGCAAGAUGACCCACUUCCGUGUUUCAUUGGAUGAUGAUGAAGCCGGAAAAACAGUUAAUGGUUCAGCAUUGGCUGAGUUAGAGGACACAGCUCCAGCUUCUCUUUCAGAGGGUUUGAGGGCCUUCUUCGGGCUUAUUUUGGGAAGUGAAAGUUCCCUGCCAGAAUUUGAGCAAAUGCAGGUACCAAAGCUGAGAUCGGAGGCUUGUCUUCAGGUGGCAAGGUCUCUGGCUGAAGCAUAUGAGCUUAUUUACAAGGCAGUUAUGGAUCCCAAGAAUCACUACCCUGAUCCUAAGUCACUGGUGAGACAUCCGCCAGAUCAGAUACGAACCAUAUUGGGAAUCUAAAGCCAUCGAGACCUCUUAUUUCUCAGUUUUUCAGGGAACUACUGACCUCUCCUAGUUCUGUACGUAUUGAUAUUAGGUUUUUGUCAAGGGAACCACAUAUUUCUGGUUAAGCACCUUCGGACAUUUAGACUGUAUAGAGUUCAGUUUUGGAAACAUACUACACUUAAUGGUCGAGAUUGUUACUUUUGACCUUGAACACAUCCUUUUUGAAAUGGUUGACUCCAACCCUUCCUUGGCACAGUA